Molecule: messenger RNA, 618 nt
Organism: Adineta ricciae
Lineage: Eukaryota; Metazoa; Rotifera; Eurotatoria; Adinetida; Adinetidae
Source: the annotation of a GenBank genome assembly
AUGGCCGAAAAAAAACUCAAAUAUAAUAAACAAGUUACUGAGAGCAGAGGAGACUCUUCGAUGCACAGAGUGCUGAAAGAAACUGGUAAUACGAGCAACUCGUCCGAUGGUCUUUAUUUUAAAUCUGAUGAUCAAUUGAAAGCGAACUCAGAAGAUCGCCUGACAUUGUUAUAUAGAGAAGGUAUUAAAAGACAAGCGAUGGAAGUUGAAUUGGCUGCCGAAAAGAAGCAAACUUGUGAAAUAUUUGAAUUUGAUGACAAAGUCGAACUAAAUGAAAACAUUCCUGGUGUCAACAUGGGCUUCCUCGAUCGUUUACUCCAUCAAUUAACGCGAAAACCACCUUCCGAAUCAGACUACUACAGUGAUGAUGUAUUCGAAGGUGGCGAACAGCGUGAAGUGAGAACUGUAUUCAACAGUUAUACAAGUACUGAUGAAACAGAAUCAACCUAUGAGCCGCCGACAUUUAUGGACACUAUACGUUCAUUUAUCGACGACAUUGUUGAAGAAGCAGAUGUUAUCCGUGGUGUCAUCGAUGAACGUGUUUUUGCCGACCGACGAAAGCGUCGAGCACAAUCUAUAUCGUCAUCAAUAAAUAGUGGACAAGUAACGUCUUUUUAA